Messenger RNA from Colletotrichum karsti, 1656 nucleotides. Its product is annotated as glycosyltransferase family 2. The transcript has a single exon. Bases 1 to 1656 code for a protein of 551 amino acids. NCBI's taxonomy places the organism in Eukaryota, Fungi, Ascomycota, Sordariomycetes, Glomerellales, Glomerellaceae. The record is from RefSeq and is a predicted model, not a curated record.
AUGCCUGAACGCCAAUUUCGUCUCCAAAUCGUGGACGAUGACAACUGGCAUGAUGUUCAAAGACCCAACGCAGUCGUGCCGCAACGGCGCCCCGAGAACCAGAGAAACCAGGAUCCUCCACGGGAAACCUCUAUCAUAAGUGGAAUUGGACUCUUCAUCAUAAGUAACCCCCGUCUCAUGACCUUUCUUGUUGUCGUAUUGUCUUCCACGUAUUACAACUGGGAAUUGAUACACGACUGGUUCUCAUCAUUCCGAAAGAUAUCCACCGAUCAGUGGGAUUCCAUUUUCAUGUUCAUCUUUUUCUGCCGCUACUUCCGCUUCUUCUGUCACAUCUACGGGACUCUGAACUAUACUCCUGCUUUCGUUCCUCUCAAUCCGACUUGGGGUCCUCAGCAUACCACCGUUAUCCUCCCCACCAUCGAUCCCGACAACGAGAAGUUCACAGAGUGCAUGAACUCCGUGCUUGCUAACCGUCCAGCCGCCAUCAUGAUCGUGACUGUCGGAGCCGCCAUGCGUGAGCGCUGCAACAUCAUUGCGGCGCAGUUUCGUGCUGCCAGCCCGGGCACGGAAAUCGGAGUCAGCGCGAUUCCUCACCCAUCCAAGCGCCGUCAGGUUGCCCAUGCCGUCCCCGAGGUGCGUACCGAAUUCACGAUCCUCGCUGACGACCACGUUUUCUGGCCCAGUCACAACUUCAUUUCCUCCGCCCUAGCCCCCUUCGAAGACCCCAACAUCGGCGUCGUGGCUACGUUCAAGCGUGUUCGUCGCACGACGCCAGGUAAGUGGAGCGUCUCGUCUGUUCUGAACCUGAUCGGCUGUUUCUAUCUACAGCGCCACAACUGGGAGCUCCGGGCGUCCAACGGCCUCGACGGAGGGGUUUUUGUUGUAUCGGGCCGCACCGCCGUCUACCGCUCCAACUUUCUCAAAGCACCGGGCCUGAUGGAACGUUUCUGCAGUGAGCGCUUCUUCAUGGGCAUUUUCGGCGGAGAGGGCUUGGGUCCUGAUGAUGACAACUUCCUCACCCGCGAGGCCUACGGCGCCGGCUGGGAGAUCAAGUUCCAAGAAACCCAGGACUGCGUCAUUGAGACGACGAUCGGUGAUGAAUUCCUCAAGAAGUUUCGCGGUCAGCUCGUCCGCUGGGCGCGAACCACAUUCCGCAGCAACCCAUGCAUGUUGAUGAAGUGCUCGCUGACCCUCAAGCGCAUGCCGUGGUCGUAUUUCAACGUCUACGUCGCCGGCAUGGUGAAUUUUGCUCUUUUCUGGGACGCCAUGAUCGUCUGCUCGUUCUACAACUCUUGGUUCUGCCACAGCCUCUUCUCUUCCGAAAUGGGGUGGCUUCUCGGCUUCAUUUUCUUCACGAAGGUGAUCAAGAUCUGGCCGCACUUUGUCCGCUACCCGCAGGACUUGCCGCUGGUGAUCUUCCAGAUCCUCUUCGCGUACGCCCAUUCGAUCAUCAAGUUCUGGGCUCUCAUCACUUUCUGGGACUGCGCUUGGUUGGGUCGCAACCUGGACGCUGUCGAUGCGGAGGCCGAGCAUUCGCAGAUCCCACUGGACGCGUCGUUCAGCUGGAAGUUGGGCACUCCCGGUCACAGAGUUUCCGGCCACAGAGUCUCCGUUCAUGCUAAUUCUGGCUACCCCUUGUGGUAUAAUGAUUAUUAG